Psylliodes chrysocephalus is the source of this 1056-nucleotide messenger RNA. NCBI's taxonomy places the organism in Eukaryota, Metazoa, Arthropoda, Insecta, Coleoptera, Chrysomelidae. The record is from the annotation of a GenBank genome assembly.
AUGAACGUUUUAGAAUUAUACAGUGGUAUCGGUGGAAUGCACUUAGCUUUAAAAGAAAGUGGAUUUGAGUACAAUGUUGUUGCUUCAAUUGAAAUAAAUAAUGUAGCUAACAGUAUAUAUGAAUUAAAUUUUCCAAAUACCGUUUUGUACAACUUAAACAUCGAAGGUCUAACUUCAGAAUUUAUAAAUAAGUUAAAAGUAGAUACAAUCUUGAUGUCUCCACCCUGUCAGCCUUUUACAAGAAAUGGUUUACAAAAUGAUAUAAAUGAUCCAAGAACAGCAUCUUUCAUUCAUGUAUUGAAACUUCUUCAAGAUUUGGAAAUAAAACAAUUACUUAUAGAAAAUGUAAAAGGCUUUGAGAAAUCAGAAAUGAGGAUGUUACUGGUUGAUACCUUAUCGAAAAAUGGAUUUAAUUAUCAAGAGUUUAUUAUAAGCCCACAUCAAAUUGGAGUACCAAAUACAAGGCACAGAUAUUAUUGUUUGGCUAAAAAAUCUCCAGGAUUUUCUUUUAAAGUAGGACCUUUGAGGGAAGGCUUGCCUGCAGAACAUGAAAUUCAAGAGUGCUUCACUAUAGAAAAUAUUUUAGAACAAAGUAUUGAAGAACAUUACUUUUUAUCUGAUAAAAUUUUGCAAAAGUACCAUGGACUUUUAGAUAUAUGUUAUAAGAAUUCUAAAAGAUCUUGUUGUUUUACAAAAGCAUAUGGUAGAUUUAUUGAAGGCACUGGUAGUGUUUUCACAGAUAAAAAUGAAAGUGAAGUUACUGAAAUUUUAAAUAAAAUAAAAACACAACUAAGUGAAGAUGUAAAGUUGCAGUUAUUAAAAUCUUUAAGUCUAAGAUUUUUUACUCCAAGAGAGGUAUGCAGACUUAUGUGUUUUCCAGAUAGAUUUAUUUUUCCAGAAUAUGUUGGUAAUAGGAAAAAAUAUAUGGUUUUAGGAAAUAGCAUUAAUAUUAAAGUUGUUUCAGAACUAAUAAAAUUGUUGAAUAGUUAUAAAAUAGUUUUAAUUUUGAUUAAAACAUUAACAUUUGUUCGCGGUAAGAAUCCUGAAAUGAAAUAA